Metopolophium dirhodum (rose-grain aphid) is the source of this 852-nucleotide messenger RNA. RefSeq lists its product as uncharacterized. The record is from RefSeq and is a predicted model, not a curated record. NCBI's taxonomy places the organism in Eukaryota, Metazoa, Arthropoda, Insecta, Hemiptera, Aphididae. Bases 1 to 852 code for a protein of 283 amino acids. The transcript has 6 exons.
AUGGAGAAAGUUAUUCGUGAGAUUGGUGGUUCCAGAGGCACAGGACUUAAAUACAAAGACGACGAUGGAUAUACUUACUGGAAAAAUCGACAAUGUCGAAUGCACUUAACUAUUCGUUGUGCAUCCUGGAGAGCUGUUUGUCGUGCAAAAGGCAAAGUUUUUAAUAGCGACACUUCGAAAGUUUUGCUGCUGACAGGCCAUGAAACUCAUCCAGAAAACCAAUUGGCAUUAAAUAGGUUCAAAAAUAUUUGUAAUCAACGGGCACAGGCUGAACAAAUAUCACUUCGGGUCAUUUAUAACGAAACAUGCGGUAUGGCAGAUUUUGUAAAUGUUCAUGUCGGUUCAUUUGUCUCACUGCAUAGAACAAUGCGUAGACAUAGACGUCGAAUUCAUCAAGUCACUCCUCAGUCUAUGACUGAAUUCCACUUACAAUUAACAGGAGAAUAUGCGCACUUGUCUAUGAUACAAAAUGAACCAAUAUACUCUGGCAUUGUUGGUGCAACUUUAGAAGAAGGAACCACUUUAUUUUUCAUUUUGCCUGGAAUCAAAAAUUUACUUAGGACUGGUUCUACUUUUUUGUUGGAUGGCACAUUUUCUAGUUCACCAAGUUUUGGAAACGAAUGCCACCAUAUAACAUUUAAUACUGGAUUUCCAAUAGGUUUUGCAUUGAUGUCGAGGAAAACGGAAAGGGCAUACACGGCGCUUUUCAAUAAGAUUUUAAACAUAGUACCAGAGUGGCAACCUCAAACCAUAAUAGUUGAUUUUGAAAGGGCAGCUAUUGCUGCUAUAAGAACAAUGUUUCCAAAUACCACUAUUAGAGGCUGUUGGUUUCAUUCCUCCCAAGCGGAUUGA